This is a messenger RNA of Spathaspora passalidarum NRRL Y-27907, 1305 nucleotides long. RefSeq lists its product as uncharacterized. NCBI's taxonomy places the organism in Eukaryota, Fungi, Ascomycota, Pichiomycetes, Serinales, Debaryomycetaceae. The record is from RefSeq and is a predicted model, not a curated record. Bases 340 to 1128 code for a protein of 262 amino acids. The transcript has a single exon.
ACGGAUAGGCACACAAUGAAACAAUCAAACAUACCAUAUACCCCUUUUUAAGCAGGAUUAUUGCUUUGGAAGAUAAUAGUGUCUAUAGAGAACUAAUUAUGUGCUUUACAAGUGAAACUAAUGUUCAUAUUAUGCAGCAACGAAAGAAAUUAUAAGAGCAAUGUUUUGUUAUGCUUAGGACUAGCUAGAAAUCCUGCCUGGGAUGGCCUCAAGAUGGAAAUGGUGAGAUGAUUUUACAAUCACUACAUACAACCCUUUUUAUCAGUGGAUUGUAGGUAGAAACUAAUUGGUCCCCCCAAGGUUUUGUAUGAUUAAAAGAGAUUUCUUUUAGGAGUAAACAUGCUAGUAUGUCUGUUCAUGUUAUUUGCGAGGUUACUUAGUUAUUCUUAUGGUCAGAUAUAUAAUCUACCACAGGAAAACACAAAUUUACUCUCCCAACCACCCGAAUUCAUUGAUUUGGGUGCCAAACUCAAGCUUCCUGAAAUACCGAAGAGCCCCAUUAUUUAUUCUGUAAAGUCCUUGGACGAGCUAGAGACUAAACACAUAGAGAUGCUUUCCAAUACCAAUAACACGUUUUUCUUAAAGGAUUCCAAUAGCUCUUUGUAUUAUGACCCCCUAAUCAAAAUGUGGACAGGAUUGAAACAAGAAGACCCAAAUUAUGUUCCAGAAAAACAAUAUUCAGAUUGGUUACCAGUUUCCUCUUGCUUAGACUCGAGGAUGGGAAGUGGAGGGGUGAUAUUGAGAUCAAUUAAAGUUGCUUUUGAAGCAACUAUGGAAUUUGAGAAUGAACUUCAAUUCCAAACAAGUCCCAUUGGGUUGGAAUUGGGAGUUCAAGCUGCAACGGGAUUCAAAGUGGGAGCUCAAGUCGAAACCACUUUGUUGUUCAGCUGCAGUUUAAAUGAGGGAGAGAUUGGCCAAAUGCAAUAUCGUCCUUCCUAUAUUAUUGCACCGCGUAUGUUAAGAACUAUUUAUAAGCUUAAGGGAAAAAAGCUUACCCCAUACAAGGUCAAGUUACUUAAGAAAUUUAAGGUGUUAUUGCUUGAGACUCCAGAGCAUCGAUGCUGGGUUACCGAUGAUCCUGAGAAUAUACCAUGUAAACGUUCCAUUUUUAAGUCAUCGAUUGUUUGAUGUUUAGUUGUAACGAUAAUAUUGAGCUUUACUCCAAGCACAUCGAGGAAAAUACGUAGUUUGUUUUGAAGUAUAUAGAUAGAACUUAUCUGUAUUUCCGAAUCAGCAACGUGCUUUCUUGACAACCAGUUACUUCCUGCCUCUUUUCCCAUCAAAUAUAUGCUUUGUAAUUAAACC